GGGAAGACCUCUCUGAUCACCAGGUUUAUGUAUGAUAGUUUUGACAAUACUUACCAGGCAACCAUUGGAAUUGAUUUCCUGUCAAAAACAAUGUAUCUUGAAGAUCGCACGGUUCGGCUGCAGCUUUGGGACACAGCAGGCCAGGAGCGGUUCCGCAGUCUCAUUCCCAGCUACAUCCGCGACUCCACUAUUGCUGUGGUAGUCUAUGACAUUACAAACUUGAAUUCUUUCCAGCAAACCUCCAAGUGGAUUGAUGACGUUCGGACAGAGAGAGGAAGCGAUGUCAUCAUCAUGUUGGUGGGGAACAAAACUGACCUGGCAGACAAGAGGCAAAUCACUACAGAAGAAGGUGAACAGAGAGCCAAAGAGCUGAAUGUGAUGUUUAUUGAGACCAGUGCAAAGACUGGAUACAAUGUGAAACAGCUUUUCCGUCGUGUGGCUGCUGCCUUACCUGGGAUGGACAGCACACCAGAGAAGAGCAAAGAAGACAUGAUUGACAUCAAACUAGAGAAACCUCCUGAGCAGCCAGUAACGGAGAGCGGGUGCUCCUGCUAACAGGCCCCGUUCUGUAGCAGCACAUUCCCCGACCGGCCAGUCUCACUGAAGAACAUCACUGCUCAUUGGCUAGGCAACCCUACUUUGUGGGCUGAAAAACCAGUUUACUAAAGCGAGCGAACUCCCUGUUUACUGGUGGGGAGCAGCCCCGGCCGCCCCUCUUACUGCAUGGUAUGAGCCCUGAGUGCAGAAUGAGUGUCCUGUCUUUUUAGUUUAUUUUUUUAUGUUGUUGCACUUUGGCACCGUGGUGCCCUUUACACUCUCUCUCUUCCUCUCCUUCUCCUCCCACCUUGAGCCUCUCUGCUCAGAUGUAUCUUGUGAAUGCAAUGGAAAAGCCACCAAGUUAGGGAAGGCAAAAAUAAAGCUCGGGGGGUGGGCUUUCCACCUUCCUUACUGCCUUGCAUCUUAACUUAGUUCCCUCUCCACUCCAGCCCUGUCUUUGUCCAGCAUCCCCACUUCCUCUCUCAGAAGGCUGCUCCUUUUAAACCAGUCAGUUUGACUUGGCCUUGCCUUUUUGGACAAUACAGGUUCUCUUGUUUCUAGGCUUUUGCUUCCUGCAGGGCACACACAAUAUCAGCUCCUCGGUUUCUCCUUUCUGUGGAUGAUCUUGGCUAACUCUUGCACACGACUUCUGAGUUUUGC
This is a messenger RNA of Antrostomus carolinensis (chuck-will's-widow), 1197 nucleotides long. RefSeq names its product RAB6A, member RAS oncogene family (gene RAB6A). Lineage: Eukaryota; Metazoa; Chordata; Aves; Caprimulgiformes; Caprimulgidae. Gene Ontology annotation, molecular function: GTP binding; GTPase activity. The transcript is spliced from 7 exons. The record is from RefSeq and is a predicted model, not a curated record. Bases 28 to 555 code for a protein of 175 amino acids.